GCCUAGAUACGAUAUUUCUCACAUCUGUGAGACAAGUAACCUAUACUCUGGUUUUGGUUCAUUUUUAUGACGCACUCCACAGUUGAAGGAAGCGCACCUUGUUUUUGUUUUCUUCAUUUUACAAAAUCACAAUGAUUUGUUGAUAUUAUGAGCAUACACAAAUGCUUAAUUGCAUACACUAAUUGCUUCCACAGUCCACACAAACACUCGGAUAUGCCUAAUAACACAUUUAUCUACAUUAACGUCAUGUAAGGUGCUACUACUUACGUUUCAAUUUUAAAUGAUAAGCCAUAUUUGAGGUCGAUAAAUGAUAGGUUUGGAUUGAUGUAGCCUCUAAUUACCACAAAAUUACCACAAAGACCAGCCCUUUACGAUCCGUCACAGACGCAGACAGUUUCUUUCUAUUUUCCUUUUUUCUUUUUAUUCCUGCAACUAACCUAAUAAUAAAAUUUUGGUCGACUAAUGGUUCUAAAGACACCACAGACAGCCGCAAACUUAUAACUGUUAACUCGUUUAUUUUCAGGCAAAUUAAUCAAAUCAAAUUAAUAAAUCCUGAGAUAUUUCAGAUAUUUCUUUGUGUGCCAUAUCAGCAUCAAAACUUCAAAAACAAGGAGUUUUUGAAAUGAUGAAAAAACUAAAAAAUUAUACAAUGUAUAAAAACAAAGCAAAUCAAAGAAUAAUGAAAAAAAAAGGUUAUUUUUUGAAAGUGAUUUGGCAAACACCUCCUAAUACAGCAUCCAUCACCCCAUACCACUUCCAGGAUGCUGCUGUCAGUUCCCCAUCCUCUGUGCUGACCCCUGACUGUGGACACUUAAGAUCCUGUAACAAGAAAACAAGCAAAAUAAAUACAUGAACAGUAUUAAAACAAAGAUAAAAAAAAUAAGUACAAAUUACUUACAAAAAAAAAAAAAAUUUAUAAAAAAAAAUUACUUUGUACUUCUGCUUGAGGUUUUCCCAUUUCUUUUUGACCCAAGCAGCAGACACUUUACCCUGCAGAAAAACACAUUAAUAUGCAAAUUAGCUUUAGUUUAGAGAUACAUUGUAUAUAAUGAGAAAACCUGUUUAUGGCCAUUUUACACACAUUUUGCAUAAAGAAAAAAGGUAUCGAAUCAUAAUCGUAAAUAAUGUUUACAGCUAGUCUUUAAAACUGUGGUUUCACAAAGAAAUUCACAUGCAGAAGCUAUUUAAAUUUAUAUACAAAGCUAAAUGUUGGCAUAGCAGUAAUAAAAUAAUCAACCUGACUAGAUGAAAAAACAACAACAAAACAAAACAAAACGGAAGAAGAAAAGAAUGGAGAACAGAACACUAGUUCAACCCUGAGACAACCUAUAACCUAUUGCAUGUCAUACAUAUACUAGCAUUCACAUCAGAUUAUAUUUCACAAUUCAAUUUCAAAAGAAUUUUACAAUUUACUUUCAUACAACACCAAAACAUGCAGUUUUACUGACAUUCAGUUACUUAAUCAUAAGGGAACAAAUUAUGUAUAAAUAUUUUCACACAUGAUUGAGUGUACUGUAGGUAUCAGUAAAUGGCAUUUAAUAGGCGGUGUUUCCAAAAUUAAACACAUGAGCUGUUAGUUUUGAAAGAUGUGUCUAAUGUAAAGAACUGUUUAGUGUUUUCACUGAGUGUGUCUCAAGUACAAUUUGCAGUGUGAAAGCAAUUUUAAAACACUUAUAUGCGACGACUUGACAAUUGACCAUGGCAACAGUAGGAUGCUCAAAUGAUUUGUACAAAUAUAUUAUAAAAAGUGUUUUAUUCAAAAAUUCUGUAAGAAUGUUGAUGGUUAGCUAACUGGAUGCCAAAGUAGCCUACAUUUUAGUUUAAUGAACCUCAACAGAUUUAGCCCAAAUUUAUGAACACAAGAUCCUUUCAAGACUAAACCCUCUUAAAAAUCACUGAAUAUUUGGUACAGUGUUGGAAGAGCUACUAAUCCAUCAACCAUUAAAAAAAUAAAAAAUAAAUAAAGAUCAGCUGUCUUUUCAAAACAUUUCAAAAGCUGUAAAUGUUCCAAACACCAGCCAGCAUCAAAAGGGUCAAGCCCCUGAAGACUUUAUACAUAUACUAAAUGAAUCUGUGAUAAUAAAUGCAAUCAAAUCUCAUUUGCAUGAACACAAUACACAUUGUUGAAACAUAUUUAUAGUGAUGUCCCGCAGCAAUUUAAAGUUCCUUUAUGCAUAAAUAACAUUUCACAUUUCCAUGAAACGUUCCUUUCUGCAUGAUUACACAAACACAAACACAGAUGAGGAACACAGUUCACUUCAGAAACUAGUGUUAGUUUGGUGGCAUCUUAACAACACCAAAACUGUCAGAAAGUGAAUGAAGAUAUAGAAAAAUGUACAGAGAACAUGGGAAAAACAUCAAUGAUAUCUAUGAAAAUGACUUUGUUACAAAGGGUAAAUUUGGAAGAAAGACCACGGACAGUAACGCAACAAGAAUCCAGUCAUCUGAACUCAAAGGUACGACUCAGAAAAUGGACACAGGAGCAAGACAAAAGAAGACAGAUGAUCUCUAUGAAAAUGCUGAUGCUAUGAGAGGUAAAAUCACAAUGGAGAUCAACGACCCGAAUACAACAAGAAUCCAGCCAUCUGAACACACAGGAAGUGAUUGUGUGAAGAUCAGAAGCUCCAGAUCAGCUGUAGUGUGUUUGGUUCUGCUGUGUGUUCUUCUGCUGACUGCAGUCAUAGUACUGUGUGUCUUCUUCACUCAAGAGAGACAACAGCUCAUAUCCAAGAAUGAAAACCUGAUCACUGAGAGAGAGCAGAUAAUAUCCAAGAUUGAAAAUCUGACCAAUGAGAGAGAGCAGAUAAUAUCCAAGAUUGAAAAUCUGACCAAUGAGAGAGAGCAGAUAAUAUCCAAGAUUGAAAAUCUGACCAAUGAGAGAGAGCAGAUAAUAUCCAAGAUUGAAAAUCUGACCAAUGAGAGAGAGCAGUUGAUACUCAAGAACACAAACCUGACCAAUGAGAGAGAGCAGAUAAUAUCCAAGAUUGAAAAUCUGACCAAUGAGAGAGAGCAGAUAAUAUCCAAGAUUGAAAAUCUGACCAAUGAGAGAGACCAGCUGAGAAAUGAACUUCAGAUUUGUGUUGGGUGGACUUGCUAUCAAUCCAGUUUUUACUACAAGUCCAAUGAGCAGAAGAACUGGACUGAGAGCAGGAGAUACUGUACAGAGAGAGGAGCAGAUCUGAUCAUCAUAAACAACAGACAGGAACAAGAUUUUGUUAAGAACAUGUCUGGUGCUGCUAUAGUUUAUAUCGGUCUGACUGACAGUGAUGUGGAGGGCACAUGGAAAUGGGUUGAUGGCAGCACACUGGGCUCUAGGUGAGAAAUCACUGAACUGAUUAU
This is a messenger RNA of Onychostoma macrolepis, 3339 nucleotides long. Its product is annotated as CD209 antigen-like protein B. The coding region runs from base 2333 to 3319 and encodes 328 amino acids. NCBI's taxonomy places the organism in Eukaryota, Metazoa, Chordata, Actinopteri, Cypriniformes, Cyprinidae. The record is from RefSeq and is a predicted model, not a curated record. The transcript has 5 exons.